Staurois parvus is the source of this 345-nucleotide messenger RNA. NCBI's taxonomy places the organism in Eukaryota, Metazoa, Chordata, Amphibia, Anura, Ranidae. The record is from the annotation of a GenBank genome assembly.
GCCGGACCCCAGGCGUCGGGGGUCACCAGGGAUCAAGUCAUUUGGCUCGCCAGCGGGCACCGCAUCAUCUGGCAAGGCAGUGGGCACCGAGUCACCAGGCACGACAGUGGGUUCCGAGUCAACUGGCAUGACCGCGGGACGGGUCAGACAUUGGAUCGUCUGGCUUGGCAGCGGGCAUCGGUUCACCAGGCAUCAGGUCAUUUGGCUCGACAGCGGGCACCGCGUCAUCUGGCAAGGCAGUGGGCACUGAGUCACCAGGCACAACAGUGGGCUCUGACUCAAUUGGCACGACAGCGGGCACCGGGCUGGGUAGAGACAUCAGGCUGGGUAGAGACAUCAGGCUGA